UUGAUUGCUCCUCCUGCUACUUUUCUUUCUCUCUCUUCAUCUACUGAGUUGCUCUGAGGCAGCACAGGCAGCUUGUCCUGCUAUCUGAAAAAGAAUUAAUGGCAAUUUUUUGAAAAAAAGAGGCAGGGGUGGCAGGAGAAGAAAGAUGUUGGAAGAGAGAUCACUGUCAGCAGAAUCUACAGAGGAGGUGGAAAGAUUAGUGGGCAUAGCCCAGGGGUCAGAUAGCCUUUCCCGGGUCACUUUUAACACCCCACGGAAAGCAGAAGAACCACCUCAUAGAAAGUUGGCCAAACUGACUAUCAAGUAUAACCGAAAAGAUCUGCAGAGGUGGCUAGAUCUGGAGGAGUGGAUUGAUGGCCAGUUGCAGAAGCUGUAUCAAUACCAGUUGCAGGAGGAGACGGAAGCAACAGCAGCCUCAGAGCCAGAAAUUGACAUUGAGGAUCUUCUUGACAUCUCUAAUGAGGAGCAGAAAUCAAAACUACAGGAAAUUCUUCAUGAGUGUUCCAGACCUACAGAGGACUUCGUUACAGAGCUGCUUGAUCGAUUGAGAGGUCUGAGGAAAAUUGGCAGCCCUCAAAAGAAAUGACGCACAACACCACGGCAGAUGACACAAAACACAUUGUCCUGAAACAGCUCCCAGGAGAAAUGGACCAUGGAAUUCCAGCUUUGCCCAAUGUGGUGUCCAGUGUAGUUCAAAGCACCCGCCCUCAUCUUUUCCCUGGAUUUCUAUCUGCAGGCAAUGGCGGGAGAGAAGCCAUAGCAUAGGGGUAGAUCAGAUGCUUGGCUUGUGAAAGGUCCCAGAUUCAGUUCCACCUUGACAUGU
Molecule: messenger RNA, 823 nt
Organism: Elgaria multicarinata webbii
Lineage: Eukaryota; Metazoa; Chordata; Lepidosauria; Squamata; Anguidae
Gene: PPP1R14D
Product: protein phosphatase 1 regulatory inhibitor subunit 14D
Exons: 4
Coding region: 146-586 (146 amino acids)
Biological process (GO): regulation of phosphorylation
Cellular component (GO): cytoplasm
Molecular function (GO): protein serine/threonine phosphatase inhibitor activity
Source: RefSeq, a predicted model, not a curated record